This is a messenger RNA of Nematolebias whitei (Rio pearlfish), 2847 nucleotides long. RefSeq names its product oxysterol binding protein-like 11 (gene osbpl11). The transcript has 13 exons. The coding region runs from base 236 to 2404 and encodes 722 amino acids. The record is from RefSeq and is a predicted model, not a curated record. NCBI's taxonomy places the organism in Eukaryota, Metazoa, Chordata, Actinopteri, Cyprinodontiformes, Rivulidae. Gene Ontology annotation, molecular function: sterol binding. Gene Ontology annotation, cellular component: intracellular membrane-bounded organelle; membrane; cytosol.
AAUAUCAGCCAAGCUAGCAGAUACAGGUAAGCGAGGUACAGCGUGUUCAAAGGGACUGGACAAUGUGUGGUCAUCCGUAGCCGGUCCAGAGUGUUCAGGAGGCCGCGUGGGUCGUUUCUCUGAGGGAUGAACCUCCAGCCUCGGCCGUGACCGUGAAGGAGGCUCCAUCAAAUCCCGCUUCUUCGCUCGUUAGCCCGCCGCGCUAAUAGGAGAGGCGCCGCUGCUGCUGGUGACUAUGCAAGGGGAAACUGCGGCGGUGCGAGUCACGGAAAACGACGGAAAGCUGGAUGUGUUUCCCCAGAACAGGACCCCGAGUUCGGGGAGGGCGAGUGCCAAGAGUUGGCAGUACAGUGAUCACAUGGAGAACAUUGAUGGCUACCUGAUGAAAUACACAAACCUGGUAACAGGCUGGCAGUACAGGUUCUUCGUCCUGAACAACGAGGCGGGACUGUUGGAGUAUUUCGUCAACGAGCAGUCGCGUCCACAGAAGCCCCGCGGCAUGCUCCCCCUAGCCGGGGCCGUCAUCUCCCCCAGUGACGAGGACUCUCAUACCUUCACGGUGAACGCCAUCAGCGGGGAGCAGUACAAGCUCCGAGCCAGUGACGCCAAAGAGAGGCAGCACUGGGUGAGCCGGCUGCAGAUCUGCACACAGCACCACACUGAGGCCAUGGGGAAGAGUAACCCCCCUCCUGAUUCCCGCAGCUACUCCGUGGCGUCUCAAGGCAGUGGCAGCUCCCCCAUGUCUCUGCGGCGGCCGAGCCAAAACGCCAACACUCUGUUUGGCUGGGCGCAGAGCCACAAAGGCUCGACGCUCUACUCCAGCAAGCGGUCCAUGAUGCCGGACCACCUGGUGGACGCCAGAGAGAUGAUGAGCCAGGCCCAGGGCCAGCACAAAGACCUGAUCCAGAGCAUCGAGGGGCUGCCGGCGGCCCCUGGCCUCUCCCCUUUAGACCAGGACCUGCUGAUGCUGAAGGCGACCUCCAUGGCCACCAUGAGCUGCCUGAACGAGUGCCUGCACAUCCUGCACCUGCAGCAGGUCGCCAGGCAACGGAACGCCCUGGGAGGACCCACCAUCGAGUGGCUGGAGCCCAAAGUGCCCGACAUCCUGAAGAACGGCAGCAGCUCCCUGGGCAGCUUCACCACGGGGGGAGAGGGCCCGCUGGAGGGGGGGCAGCUGGAGCUGAGCACCCCCGAGUCCUGCAGCUUGUCUGGGGAGCAGGAGGACAUCGACCCAGAAGACGAGCUGGAGGACUCCUUCACCGACAAGGAGGAGGACCUGGGGGCUGUUGAGGAGGAGCGGAGCGUCAUCCUACACCUGCUGUCGCAGCUGAAGCUGGGCAUGGACCUCACACGGGUCGUCCUCCCCACCUUCAUCCUGGAGAAGCGCUCUCUGCUGGAAAUGUACGCGGACUUCAUGUCCCACCCGGACCUCUUCGUCACCAUCACCGACGGCAGCAGCCCGGAGGACCGCAUGGUCCGCUUCGUGGAGUAUUACCUCACCUCCUUCCACGAGGGCCGCAAGGGCGCCAUCGCCAAGAAGCCCUACAACCCCAUCAUCGGCGAGACGUUCCACUGCUCCUGGAGGGUUCCCCGGAGGCAGGACGCCCCCAGGGAGCCUUCGCGGGGCAGCCCAGAACCCCCCGACGCUUCGGCCGCCCAGGAGCCCCUCCAGCUGCGCUUCGUGGCUGAGCAGGUAUCCCAUCACCCCCCUGUGUCUGGCUUCUACGCAGAGUGCCAAGAGAGGCGGAUGUGUGUGAACACACACGUGUGGACCAAGAGCAAGUUCAUGGGGAUGUCCAUCGGUGUGUCGAUGAUCGGAGAAGGUUGCCUGCAUUUGCUGGAGCACGACGAGGAGUACACGUUCACGCUGCCUUGUGCCUACGCUCGCUCCAUCCUCACCGUUCCCUGGGUGGAGCUGGGCGGUAAAGUCAACAUCAACUGCGCCAAGUCUGGCCACUCUGCAGUCAUCACCUUCCAGACGAAGCCGUUCUACGGGGGCAAAUUACACAAAGUGACGGCGGAGGUGAAGCACAACGCCACCAAUGCGCUGGUGUGCCGGGUUCAGGGCGAGUGGAACGGCGUGUUGGAGUUCAGCUACGCCAGCGGGGAGACCAGGCUCGUCGACGUCACCAAGCUGCCCGUGACGAGGAAGUGUGUCCGGCCCAUAGAGAAGCAAGCGCCGACAGAGUCCAGACGCCUCUGGCAGCACGUGACGGAGGCUUUGCGGCAGAAAGAUAUCGAAAAGGCCACCGAGCACAAGAGGGUCCUGGAGGAGCGGCAGCGGACUGAGGAGAGGCACCGUUCGGAGACGGAGACUCUGUGGAGGACCAGAUACUUUGACCAGGAGGGUGACGGCUGGUUUUACCGCAAGCCGCUUUGGAAAAACUCUUCCUCCAAGUCCUAGCUUCCCCGGUCUUUGAAGGAAACGUGGAUUCGGGGCCGACUACGUGCACAUGUGCAUGCAGUCGCAUGAGAGCAUGCUCUGCAGAGAGGCGGCGCGAUGCUCGCAGAGCAGCUUUUGUUCUGCUCGUCUCUUUUUCUACAACAUGGAGGAAAACGUUCUUGUACUCGCAGCCUUAAGACCGUCCGAUGAAUGACGCUCUGUUCGCUUCUUUUCUUCAUCUCUGGUUCCAAAGGUACUCCUGAGAACGUUAAACGCUGCAGCGCUGCCUAACAGCAAUCCAUCCAAUGUUUUAUUUGAAGCUUUGACGUUUACCUGAAUGAAUAAAUAAAUCGAGGCAGGUUGGGAUGAAAUGUGAGCCGGGUUUUCUAAAUUCAGGGAUACAUUUCUAUAGUUGUAAAACUGCAAAUACUAAAGGCAGAAAAUGUCCGAUUCCAAUAAUAAGU